This is a messenger RNA of Colletotrichum graminicola M1.001, 1737 nucleotides long. Its product is annotated as 6-phosphofructo-2-kinase. Lineage: Eukaryota; Fungi; Ascomycota; Sordariomycetes; Glomerellales; Glomerellaceae. Gene Ontology annotation, biological process: fructose 2,6-bisphosphate metabolic process; fructose metabolic process. Gene Ontology annotation, molecular function: fructose-2,6-bisphosphate 2-phosphatase activity; 6-phosphofructo-2-kinase activity; ATP binding. Bases 1 to 1737 code for a protein of 578 amino acids. Gene Ontology annotation, cellular component: cytosol. The transcript has 6 exons. The record is from RefSeq and is a predicted model, not a curated record.
AUGGCCAAUAUACCCAAGUCACAUGUCAAUAUUGUGGAGGACUCCCGUACUAUGAGUGUGCUGGGAGUGGCCUCCACGAUCCUGAAGCCUUGGCCAGGAAUUGAUCAGGAACAAGGUAUUGACAUCAUCUCUUUUGACAGUACCGCAGAGAUCGCGGCCAACGCGCCCCGAUACCGCCGCAAGAGCUCAACUUUCAUCGACGGCAUCCACGAUGUUCCUGAGGACCAGAAUAUGGCGCCUGCUCAGCUCUACAGCACCAUGUCCGGCCGGCUGUUCCACUCUGGCCGUAUUGCCAUCGUCAUGGUUGGCCUUCCAGCCCGUGGCAAGACCCAUAUCUGUGUCUCUUUGGCGCGUUACCUCGGCUGGUUGGGAGUCAAGACUCGCAUCUUUCACCUCGGUGACUACCGUCGCGCUACAGUUGGUAAGGGCGGCAUAGUCCCUGAGGAUUACUUCUUCCCCGACGCGUCUCCUCAGUCAGUCAUUCUUCGUCAGAAAAUCCUCAAGAAGUGUCGCGAGGAUAUCUACUCUUGGUUGAACCACGAGAAUGGUCAGGUAGCCAUCUACGACGCUGUCAAUCCCACUGUCGCUGGCCGUCGCGCGCUGGCCAAGGAGCUCGGGAAGCAUGACGUUCAGACGCUUUUCAUUGAGUCAUACGUCAACGAUGAGGGCAUCUUGCGCGAGAAUGCUCGCAACGUCAAGAUCUCUUCACCUGAUUUCGCCGGCAUGGAUCCCGACGAGGCAGCCAAGCUGUACCUGCGCCGUAUCGACAUGAAGAUCCCUGUCUUUGAGACCAUGGAGGAGAAGGAGCUCAACUACAUCAAGAUGAUUAACGCGGGCCAAAAGUUCUUCUAUAACAACGUCUCGUUUGGUUAUCUCUCUCACCGGAUUGUUUUCUACCUUACGAACCUGCAUAUCAAGUCGCGCACCACCUACUUUGUCCGCGCUGGCGUUACCACCGAAGAGGACUCGUACAGGGCCGACGCGCCUCUUUCUGAGGAAGGCAUCGCGUAUGCUGCCAGAAUGUCGGAGACAUUACUAAAACAUCGCGAGCAGGAGCGUACCGCCCUCGUCGAAAGUGGAGGCCCCGACGUCCCUCUACGCCCCCUAUCGGUCUGGACUUCCACGCGUUGCAGAACCGUCCAGACUGCCGACUAUCUUAAGAAGAAGGGCUUCAAGGUCCGCCAGCGCUCACAGAUGAGCCAGAUCAAUCCCGGUGUCUGCGAGAAAAUGUCGGAGCGCGCCAUCCGCCAUCUCUACCCUGAGGAAGUCGAGAAGCACGAGCUUGACCCGUACCACCACAGAUACCCGCGGGCCGAGUCCUACCAUGAUCUCGCCGUCCGUCUGGAGCCCAUCAUCCUGGAGCUGGAGCGCGAGCAGAGCGACCUCCUCAUCAUCGCGCACGAGUCGGUUCUCCGUGUGCUUUACGCCUAUCUGAUGCACUGCGCCACCAUGGAUAUUCCCGUCCUCAAGUUCCCCCGCGACGAGAUAAUCGAAAUCAUUCCUGCCGCUUACCAGAACGAGGCCAAGCGCAUCCAUAUCCCCGGUGUCGAUCCCAAGAUCACCCCGAGCUCUCCCGAGGAUAUUAGUAUCCCUGUCCCCGCCAGCGGUCCCGCCAGCGGCAACCUGUCGCCCAUGCCGGGCCUUCCAUCUCCCGCGGAGCCCGCCGAGCGCCCUCCUGAGAAGGUCAUCAACAAGGCCGUAGAAAUGGUCGCUGACAGACAGAACGACGAGGACUAG